AUGGCAGGAUGCCUUCCAUCGUUCCGGAAGAAGCGGAAGCCGGAACCUCCUCCCGCCGAGGAUAAGGCGGACAAGGAAGGUGAAGGAGAGAAGAAGGAAGAUCAAGAUGGAGGAGAGAAUGCCGACGCAGACACCAAGCCGGAGAAUGAGGAGAAGAAAAGUGAGGAGGAGCCCGAACCCAGCGCGGCCGUAACGAAGCAGGAGAGCAAGUCUGAUGAGGCAGGGGAGAAGGAGUCAGGUUCCAAAGAAAGUGAUGAAUCCAAGUCUGAGUCUUCAGAAGACGAGGAAAAGUCCGGUGAGGACGGGGAUGAAAGCUCGUCACGUCCGGAGACGCCUGAGAAGCAACCAUCCAAAGCGGCCUCGUCGCGCUCAGCGACUUCUGUGUCGCAUCGCUCUUCUGUGUCUCACGAAUCGAAGCCUUCUGGAAACUCUGACAUCUCAUCCGAGUCCUCGCCAAGUCGCCGGUCAUCCGCGUCUUCCGUCGUUGAGUUGGCGGCGUCGGCGCACGCAGUCGAGGAAAAGCCCAUCGCAAGCCCUCCGCAACCAAACCCUUUGGAAGAACAAGUCAGGGUGCUGACACAGGAGAGAGACGAAGCUGUCAGACUGCACGCGCAAGCGACUGCAGAGCUGGAGGAAAGCCGGCGCGAAAAUGAGACUCUGCGGAAGGAGAUUGAGGAAGAAAAGGAAAAGGUGAAGUCUCUCGAAUCUGAGCUUUCGUCCGCAACAGCGGCUCUUGCGUCUCAGUCGACAAGACCCGACCAUGGUGGAGCCGAAGACGCCAACGUGGACUCAGGGGCCGCGAAAGCCAGCGAGGACGCAGGGGCAGAAACGAAGGCUGCUCCCCCUGCAUCUCCUCUGUGUGUGUCGCGUCUUUCUUCCAAAGCCUCAAGCGCCAGUCCUCCUCCAGAGACCGAGCCCGCAGAGGCUGUCGCGCGGACCUUCUCCUCGGACCCCCUCGCGGUCGCGGCGCUCCCGGCUGCCUCGGUGGCGACAGAGGAAGAGCUGAAAAAGGUCACGGCCGAGAGGGAUUCGCUGGCAAAACAGCUGGAGGAGGCCGCCGUUUUCUACAACUCUCACAUUCAGCGCGUGACAGAUAUCUACAACCGCGUCGUCGCAAGAGCGCAUGCUGCAGAGAAAAAGAAGAACAAAUAUGCAGAGAAGCUUGCAGAGCUGAUGACGGCACGCGCGCUGGGCGCCGAGGUACGCGCUGGGGAGACGCAGCCAGAGCCGGUGCCCGCGCGGGUCGAGACCGGCGAAGUCGAAGCCCUCCGCGUUCAGAAGCAAGAACUGGAAGACCGUGUUGGCGCACUCGUCGACAGGUGUCACUUGCUUCAGCAGGAGCUCGCGAACGCGCAGCGACUCGCAUCUCCUCCCCUAUCGAAGCCCCUGAGUCGGCGGAGCACGAUCCAGCCUGCUCGGCAGAUCUCGAAGCAGGCUUCGUUGAUUCCUUCUUCUCGUAUAGAAUCCGAUUCCGUGGGGCAAUCUCUCGAGCCGUCAGAUCGGGUAUUUUCGAGUAAUUUCGGCGAUGCGAAGUUUCUAACGGAGAGAGUGGAACGGGAACAAGAGCGCGCGGAACGGCAGGGUCCGCGAGAGAGCGUUUUCGAGUACCCGAAGUUGUUGUUCGAAGACGAACCCCCCGCGGAAGCGGAGCAGGCACACGUUUCGACACAGAUAACGCCGAGUUUGCCAGCUCGAAAAGCAUCGGAACACGCGAUUCGAUCUCUGGAGCCGUCAGACCGAGGGCUCUCCAGUGGAUAUGGUAAUGCAAAGUUCCUCACCGAAAGAAUGGAGAGAGAACAGGAGCGUGCAGAAAAGCGGGGGCCGCGGGAGAGCAUGAUGGAGUACCCCAGGCUGCUGUUCUCUCCUGAAGAUGAGUCUGGUGGAAACUCACCGCCGGCGGAGCAGGCGCAACCUUCCAGGCAGACCACACUUGUGCCUGCGUCACGCAAGAGCUCAGAGCUUUUUAUGCGGCCUCUGGAUCCGGCGGACCGAGGGCUGUCUAGUGGCUGCAGCAACGCGUCGUUUCUGAUGGAGCGAUCGGAGCGCGAACAGGAGCGCGCAGAGAGGCAGGGCCUACGUGACAGCGUAGUGGAAUACCCCAAGUUCAUGUUCCACGAAGAGGGAGAACCCGAGAGUGGGACGCAAGCAGGCGGCCCUGCUGCUCGACGCGGAACUUCCCGAGUCACGUUUUCUGUUUUGUCUGGAAGCGGGGGACAGCCCAGCCCUAAGCAGAGCAUUGUCUCGUUGCCGACAAACAUGUUCGGGGACGCAGACGCGAAUCAGAAUAGUCAAUCUCCCGGUAUGCGUCCUGUUUCUGACGAAGGCCAGAAGCGAGCGGUUGAUCUGAGCGCGCUGGACGGGACACUAAGCGACAAAGGCAUUGAAAGCUUCUUAAGCCAGGAAGACAAUGACGAUGACAACAGCAUCCUCAGCAGCUUCUCCCGCGACAUAGGGGCAGGUUCCCCACAGAAAAAAGGCCGAGCGUUUCCCAGCGGCGAAGCGCCCGUUUUAGUAACGGCGCAGUGCUGCGGAAAGCAAGUGAAGAAAACGGAUCUACGGUUGCUGGAGAAAUGCGGAUGUAGUGUGUGCCGGCAUUGCCUGAAGCAGGCAUCGAUUACGGCGAAAGAAGAUAUUCGAAAUUUUAUGGGCAGCGAUCCAAUGAGCGGCGGCCCGCAAUGGAAGAUUCAUUGCCCUAAGUGUUCGCGGCCGCAGAUCGUUUCAUCCACGAAAACUCGAGCUUUCAGUUUCGCUCAUGACUUGAAGUAA
Messenger RNA from Besnoitia besnoiti, 2766 nucleotides. RefSeq lists its product as uncharacterized. The coding region runs from base 1 to 2766 and encodes 921 amino acids. The transcript is spliced from 9 exons. Lineage: Eukaryota; Apicomplexa; Conoidasida; Eucoccidiorida; Sarcocystidae. The record is from RefSeq and is a predicted model, not a curated record.